GAUUUUCUUGCCUCUCCCUCUCUAUUCCUCCUCCCUUUCUCACUCCUACACCAAUAUUCUCUUUCGUCUCAUCGAGCCUCAUCCGUUACGCGCGACAAGAUACACGUGUUCAGCACCCUCGGCCGGCAUGGUACACACGAGCUACGCCCAAUGGGCCUGCUUGCCCAGCACCUACCGCAACAAGGUGAAUCCAGGAAGUAAAGCGGCUCAACAGGGAGUGAGAGAGGGCGACCUGAUUAGCAGCAUCAACGGCAGGAGUACGCGUGAAUUAACGAACGGCGAAGCUCAUGGGCUGCUGCGCAACGCAGGCGACCACCUCAAAUUAGGAUUGAAUCAAGACAACGGUUCGCCGAAAAGAAGAAUUUACAAAAGCAGUCUUCAGGAAAAUACUUCGAUCGAUACGAUUAAAAAAAUCACGACAAAAACUACAACUAAUAGACAUAUUAUUUCUACGGAAACAAGAAAAAGUGAAACGGGUGAGCAGAGUUUUAUUAUCUAA
Ceratosolen solmsi marchali is the source of this 499-nucleotide messenger RNA. Its product is annotated as rap guanine nucleotide exchange factor 6-like. Gene Ontology annotation, cellular component: filamentous actin; adherens junction; stress fiber. The record is from RefSeq and is a predicted model, not a curated record. Bases 128 to 499 code for a protein of 123 amino acids. The transcript is spliced from 4 exons. Gene Ontology annotation, molecular function: actin binding; muscle alpha-actinin binding. Gene Ontology annotation, biological process: muscle structure development; actin cytoskeleton organization. Lineage: Eukaryota; Metazoa; Arthropoda; Insecta; Hymenoptera; Agaonidae.